Messenger RNA from Periophthalmus magnuspinnatus, 6752 nucleotides. RefSeq names its product clathrin heavy chain 1-like. The transcript has 32 exons. The record is from RefSeq and is a predicted model, not a curated record. Gene Ontology annotation, molecular function: clathrin light chain binding; structural molecule activity. Gene Ontology annotation, cellular component: spindle; clathrin coat of coated pit; clathrin-coated endocytic vesicle. The coding region runs from base 354 to 5387 and encodes 1677 amino acids. NCBI's taxonomy places the organism in Eukaryota, Metazoa, Chordata, Actinopteri, Gobiiformes, Gobiidae. Gene Ontology annotation, biological process: receptor-mediated endocytosis; clathrin coat assembly; intracellular protein transport.
GGACCAGUGUCCUUCCAGAGCUCCCUAGAUGCUUCCGGAUUGGAGGCACUGAGCAGUUUCCGCCGCCAUUGCGGAUUUUGGACGGAGAUCAGCGCUCACCGCUACUAUCCAUUGAUGCGGCGCCGAGAAUACGAACAAAACGGGGACAUCCAGUUUUAUUUUACUGACCGUAGUUUUCCGAAAUCUUAUCAGUAAACAUAAGUACAUCGUUUUUCCCGUGAUCCGCCUUUUCAGUGACUGGCUCCGACCUACACAUCAGUGAGGAGGUCGUAGCUGGCGCGGCGCUACUGCCUUGCUAGCUAGCACCACAGCUAGCGACAUUUCAACACUCCACAGCGGCUGCAGAGGGAAGUAUGGCUCAAAUACUGCCUAUCCGCUUCCAGGAGCAUCUACAGCUCCAGAACCUGGGGAUCAACCCAGCCAACAUUGGCUUCAGCACACUCACCAUGGAGUCUGACAAGUUCAUCUGCAUAAGGGAAAAGGUGGGUGAGCAGGCCCAGGUGGUCAUCAUUGACAUGGCAGACCCCAACAAUCCCAUCCGGAGGCCCAUCUCUGCAGACAGUGCCAUCAUGAACCCAGCAAGCAAAGUUAUAGCGCUUAAAGCUGCAAAGACCCUGCAGAUCUUUAAUAUUGAGAUGAAGAGCAAGAUGAAGGCCCACACAAUGACAGAUGAUGUGACCUUCUGGAAGUGGAUUUCCCUCAACACGGUGGCACUAGUCACAGAUAAUGCAGUAUACCACUGGAGCAUGGAGGGUGACUCACAACCAAUCAAAGUCUUUGAUCGCCACUCCAGCCUUGCAGGUUGCCAGAUCAUCAACUACCGCACAGACGCCAAACAGAAGUGGCUACUGCUCAUCGGUAUUUCGGCACAGCAAAACCGGGUGGUUGGAGCCAUGCAGCUGUAUUCAGUUGACAGAAAGGUUUCUCAACCCAUUGAGGGCCAUGCUGCUGGCUUUGCACAGUUCAAGAUGGAAGGAAACACUGAGGAGUCAACCUUGUUUUGCUUUGCUGUGCGAGGACAGGCAGGAGGAAAACUGCAUAUCAUUGAAGUGGGCACUCCUCCCACUGGAAAUCAGCCAUUCCCAAAGAAAGCUGUGGAUGUUUUCUUCCCCCCAGAAGCACAAAAUGACUUCCCUGUUGCCAUGCAGAUAAGUUCGAAGCAAGAUGUUGUUUUCCUCAUCACCAAAUAUGGCUACAUCCACCUUUAUGACCUUGAGACUGGAACCUGUAUCUACAUGAACAGGAUCAGUGGGGAGACCAUUUUUGUAACGGCUCCACAUGAGCCCACUGCUGGCAUCAUUGGAGUCAACAGAAAAGGACAGGUGUUGUCAGUGUGCGUAGAAGAAGAAAACAUCAUUCCUUACAUCACCAAUGUGCUCCAGAACCCUGAUCUCGCUCUUCGCAUGGCUGUCCGCAACAACCUGGCCGGUGCUGAAGAGCUUUUUGCCCGCAAGUUUAACACACUCUUUGCUGCUGGCAAUUACUCUGAGGCAGCUAAGGUGGCAGCCAAUGCGCCCAAGGGUAUUCUACGGACCCCAGACACCAUCCGCCGCUUUCAGAGUGUUCCAGCUCAGCCGGGUCAGACUUCACCCCUACUUCAGUACUUCGGCAUCUUGCUGGACCAAGGCCAACUGAACAAGUUUGAGUCCCUGGAGCUCUGUAGACCAGUCCUGCAGCAGGGACGCAAGCAGCUCCUGGAGAAAUGGUUAAAGGAGGACAAGCUGGAGUGCUCUGAAGAACUUGGAGACCUAGUUAAGUCAGUUGAUCCAACUCUUGCCCUCAGUGUCUACCUCAGAGCCAAUGUCCCAAACAAGGUGAUUCAGUGCUUUGCUGAAACAGGACAGUUUCAAAAGAUUGUCCUCUACGCCAAGAAGGUGGGCUACACUCCGGAUUGGAUUUUUCUGCUAAGAAAUGUAAUGCGUAUUAGCCCUGAACAGGGGCUUCAGUUCUCUCAAAUGCUUGUCCAAGAUGAGGAGCCGCUUGCUGACAUCACACAGAUUGUUGAUGUGUUCAUGGAGUAUAACCUGAUUCAGCAGUGUACUUCCUUUUUGCUGGAUGCCCUGAAAAACAACAGGCCCAUGGAGGGACCUCUGCAGACACGCCUGCUAGAAAUGAACUUAGUCCAUGCACCACAGGUUGCAGACGCCAUCCUGGGUAACCAGAUGUUCACCCACUAUGACCGUGCACAUGUGGCCCAGCUGUGUGAGAAAGCUGGACUUCUGCAGAGGGCAUUGGAGCAUUACACGGACCUGUACGAUAUCAAACGGGCUGUCGUGCACACUCACCUCCUCAACCCAGAGUGGUUGGUGAAUUUCUUUGGCGCUCUCUCAGUGGAGGAUUCUCUGGAGUGUCUUCGUGCUAUGCUAUCUGCCAACAUUCGUCAAAACCUUCAGAUUUGCGUCCAAGUGGCCUCCAAAUACCACGAACAGCUCACAACUCAGGCCCUCACUGAACUAUUUGAAUCAUUCAAGAGCUUUGAGGGCCUUUUCUAUUUCUUGGGUUCCAUUGUAAACUUCAGCCAGGAUCCAGAGGUCCACUUCAAGUACAUUCAGGCUGCCUGCAAAACAGGCCAAAUCAAAGAGGUUGAGAGGAUCUGCCGAGAGAGCAACUGCUAUGACCCAGAAAGAGUGAAAAACUUCCUCAAAGAAGCCAAGUUAACAGAUCAGCUACCUUUAAUUAUUGUGUGUGACCGCUUUGAUUUUGUCCACGAUUUGGUCCUAUAUCUGUACCGCAACAGUCUCCAGAAAUACAUUGAAAUCUAUGUGCAAAAGGUUAAUCCAAGCCGACUUCCUGUUGUUAUUGGAGGUUUGCUGGAUGUAGACUGUGCAGAAGAUGUUAUCAAAAAUCUGAUCAUGGUGGUGAGAGGGCAGUUUUCCACAGACGAACUGGUUGCAGAGGUAGAGAAAAGGAAUCGACUAAAACUUCUCCUGCCUUGGCUGGAGGCACGUAUACAUGAAGGUUGCGAAGAGCCUGCUACCCACAAUGCAUUAGCUAAGAUUUACAUCGACAGCAAUAAUAACCCUGAGCGCUUCCUGAGAGAGAAUCCAUUCUAUGAUAGCCGCGUUGUCGGCAAGUAUUGCGAAAAGAGGGACCCCCACCUGGCCUGUGUGGCCUAUGAGAGGGGACAGUGCGAUCAGGAGCUCAUUAAUGUUUGCAAUGAGAAUUCAUUGUUCAAGAGUUUAUCCCGAUACCUUGUGCGUCGUAAGAACCCCGAGUUGUGGGCUAGUGUCCUUCUGGAGACCAACAACUACAGAAGACCACUCAUUGACCAGGUUGUUCAGACAGCAUUGUCAGAAACCCAGGAUCCAGAAGAGGUGUCUGUCACAGUCAAGGCCUUCAUGACUGCUGACCUUCCCAAUGAGCUUAUUGAACUUCUGGAGAAGAUUGUCCUGGAUAAUUCUGUCUUUAGUGAACACAGAAACCUUCAGAAUCUGCUUAUUCUGACCGCGAUUAAGGCUGAUCGGACACGUGUCAUGGAGUACAUUAACCGUCUUGACAAUUAUGAUGCCCCAGACAUUGCAAACAUCGCCAUCAGCAAUGAGUUGUUUGAGGAGGCCUUUGCUAUUUUUAGAAAAUUUGAUGUCAACACAUCUGCAGUGCAGGUUUUGAUUGAGCACAUUGGUAAUCUGGACAGAGCUUAUGAGUUUGCAGAGCGCUGCAAUGAGCCUCCAGUGUGGAGUCAGCUGGCAAAGGCCCAGCUCCAGAAGGGCCUGGUCAAAGAAGCCAUUGACUCUUACAUAAAGGCUGAUGACCCCUCCGCCUACAUCGAGGUGGGGCAGGCGGCAGCUCAGAGCGGAAACUGGGAGGAUCUGGUGAAGUUUCUGCAGAUGGCCCGAAAGAAAGCUCGUGAAUCAUAUGUGGAAACUGAGCUGAUAUUUGCCCUGGCCAAGACCAACCGCCUGGCAGAGCUGGAGGAGUUUAUAAAUGGUCCCAAUAAUGCACACAUUCAACAAGUUGGUGACCGUUGUUAUGAUGACAAAAUGUAUGAAGCAGCGAAGUUGCUCUACAAUAAUGUGUCUAAUUUUGGCCGCCUGGCUUCUACUUUGGUGCACCUGGGAGAGUAUCAAGCUGCUGUGGAUGGAGCUCGAAAAGCCAACAGCACACGCACUUGGAAGGAGGUGUGUUUUGCAUGUGUCGAUGGGAAGGAGUUUCGCCUGGCUCAAAUGUGUGGCCUGCAUAUAGUUGUUCAUGCUGAUGAACUAGAGGAACUGAUCAACUACUACCAGGACCGUGGAUAUUUUGAAGAGCUGAUCACCAUGCUGGAGGCUGCCCUGGGACUGGAGCGUGCACACAUGGGGAUGUUUACGGAGCUGGCAAUUCUUUACUCCAAAUUCAAACCACAGAAAAUGAGGGAGCACUUAGAGCUCUUCUGGUCACGUGUUAACAUUCCAAAGGUUCUCAGGGCAGCAGAGCAGGCGCAUCUAUGGGGAGAGCUGGUCUUCCUUUAUGACAAGUACGAAGAGUAUGACAACGCCAUCAUCACCAUGAUGAAUCACCCAGCUGAUGCCUGGAAGGAGGGUCAGUUCAAAGACAUUGUGACCAAGGUGGCCAAUGUGGAGCUGUACUACAAAGCUGUUCAGUUCUACUUGGAGUUCAAACCAUUAUUACUGAAUGACCUUUUGAUUGUUCUAUCUCCACGACUGGACCACACGCGCGCUGUCAACUUCUUCAGCAAGGUUAAACAGCUGCCUCUAGUUAAGCCAUACCUGCGGUCAGUCCAGAAUCACAACAACAAGGCUGUUAAUGAGGCUCUCAAUAAUCUCUUCAUCAUUGAGGAAGACUUUGCUGCGCUGCGCACCUCCAUCGAUGCUUAUGACAACUUUGACAACAUCUCACUGGCUCAGGGGCUGGAGAAGCACGAGCUGAUUGAGUUUAGGAGGAUUGCUGCAUACCUUUUCAAAGGCAACAAUCGCUGGAAACAGAGUGUAGAACUGUGCAAGAAGGACAAGCUCUACAAGGAUGCCAUGCAGUAUGCAUCUGAGUCGAAAGACAUAGAGCUGGCAGAGGAGCUGUUAGCCUGGUUCCUGAGUGAAGAUAAAAAGGAGUGUUUUGCAGCAUGUCUGUUCACCUGCUAUGACCUGUUGCGGCCCGACGUGGUGCUGGAGACAGCCUGGAGGCACAACAUCAUGGACUUCUCCAUGCCCUACUUCAUCCAGGUCAUGAGGGAGUACCUUAGUAAGGUGGAUAAGCUCGAAGCCUCUGAAUCCCUGAGGAAACAAGAGGAGCAGGCCACAGAGUCACAACCAAUCGUUUACGGCACCCCUCAGCUUAUGCUCACCGCAGGGCCCAAUGUGGCAGUGCCCCCUCAGCAGGCCUAUGGGUACGGGUACCCUGCAGCACCUGGGUAUGCCCAGCCCCCACAGCCCGGCUUUGGUUAUGGCAUGUGAAGUCACCUCCACUAACCCCCCCACAAACCCUCCAUCUCCAUCGGUCUCUCGGUUUCACACCAGCCUCCCAUGGUCUUCUACCACAACAGGGGACUCAACAAGCAGCCGCCCACUCUCCACCGGAGCACUAUUUUUUAAUGUGGUGUGAUUUACAAAAGAAAACAGUUGAAUACAUGUAAGGACUUUUAUUUCUAUUGAUUGAAAAGAAAUUGGACCAUGUCUUUUUAUUUUCACAUUCCAUAUUUAUGAUUUCCUGUUUAGAAGAUUACUAUAUGUAUUUGUUAUGUUUGUUUUUGCUUAUUUUUAUUGUUUAAAGUGCAGAGGUGGACUUGCUGCAGCUCAGCAAUGAAAACCUUUUGAAGUAGGUGGAGGAGCAUUGGAUUUGCACUCAUGAAGAAGUUAAUGUAGACAAGCUCUUAAUUUUGACGUACUGAACAUGUGAAGCUUUCAUUGUCUCAUUGUCUGUAUAAUGCAUUUCAUCAUUGUAUAUUCUGAGGAAAAAAAAGGUAACAUAUAAUAUUUGAACAUUAUAUUGCCAUUCCAAUGGCUAUAGCUAGCAACACUAAGUAAUGAUAGUAUAUUCUGCACAGGCGUGUAGCUUUAUGGAGUUUAAGCAUACAGCGGUAUGUUACAAUUUGAAUGAUGGGUGUAUGUGCGUGUGCUAAGUGUGUGAAUGUCUAAAGAUUUUAACUCCCUAUGAGCCUGCACCGGGCCCCACCUGUAGAUGUUAGCUCUCCUCCAUCCGCUCCAUGUAUUAGGUGACCUCUCGUGCCGUGUACAGUGCUUGUGUGAGACUCUGUGUAUGUGCAAGGACAGGACCGCGGCCCCCCCUAAACGUACUGUGUGUAUUUACUCUUACCCUCCUUGUGCUGAGGUCCCUGUAUGCCAGGUGUUGUGCUGUUUCCCCAUUGGUCACCAUUACUUUUCUGCGUGUACAGGUGUGAACUUGACCAAUUAAAAUUUUAACAGUCCCCCUUCAUCUUUCCUUCACACACUUUCCUGUCAAAACCCUCUUCUGGUUAGUCAGGGAGGCGAGAGGCGGCAGGUUGGUGUCUUAGUGACAUCUUGAUUAGAUCCAUAAGCACUCCUGUAGGUUGUGUGUUAGAUGAUUAUAAUGAAGAAGCUCAUUUUUCGUACAUCCAGUUAUUUGUCCAGAAGGGUUGGAAUAACAGCCUGCACUUAUGUAGAUGUACUUAACUCCCAGACAUGCUUUAAGCUAUGUGUAAAGUGUCAUCUAACCCUACCUUAAGUUAAUUUUUUCUGUUGUCAUGCAUAUUAAGAAUUAAGGGGAUCCGUCAUUAAUAAUGGAAGAACAUGACCUUAUUGAAAGGGAACUACUAGCUGAAAUAAAAACAAAAAAUUGGA